AUGGAAAGUGUGGGAAGAUUACCCGACCCUAUGAAAUUUGAAGGGAAUCUCAAUGAAUACUUCAAAAGAUUUCUCCAAAAGCUGGAAAUGUAUUUAAUAGCAUCCGAAAGAGACAUGAAACCAGAUAAGAUAAAAAUAGCAAUACUAUUAAACACAAUAGGUAAUGAAGGAAUAGAAAUAUAUAACACAUUUAAAUUCACUGAUGCAGAAAAAGAUAAAUACGAUGUUGUGGUGGAUAAAUUCAAAAAGUAUUGUGCUCCACGAAAAAAUAGAACAUAUGAAAGAUUUGUGUUUAAUAAUCGAGUUCAAGAUCCAGAUGAGCCGUUUGAUAGUUUUCUGGGAGAUUUAAAGAAAUUGGUUCAGUCCUGUGAAUAUGAAGAUCAGGAAGAAUCAAUAAUUGUUGAUAGAAUCAUUCUUGGAACCAAAGAUGUCCGAUUACAGGAAAAAUUAUUAAAUUACCAAAUGCCGAAAUUAGAAGAUGUAAUUGAAAUGUGUCGAAAUGCUGAGAUAACAAGAAAACAUAUGGAAAAUGUUAGAAAUAAAGAUGAGGCACACAUAGAUGCUAUCAAAAAGAGGAGUAUAGGAAAAGAAAGGAAAGAAGAAAAGAAAAAUCAAGUAAGAAAAUGCCAUAAAUGUAAUAAAUCACAUAAUUAUGGAGAGUGCCCAGCCUAUGGACAGAAAUGUUUUAAGUGCGGAAAGCAAAAUCAUUUUACGGCUGUAUGCAAAACAAAUAUAAAGAAAGUUCGAGAGGUAACCGAAAACGAAUAUGAAAUCACGAAAGAUGAAGAUGAGAAGAUGUUAGUUAGUAGUCUGGCAAUGGUAGGUGAAAUUACUAUUGGAAAUAAGUCAACUUGGAUGGAAAAAAUAAAUAUUGAGGGUAAAUGGGUGCAAUUCAAAGUGGAUACAGGAUCAGAAGUAAACAUCAUCCCAAUGCAAAUAAUUCCAAAUAAGCCGUUACAAGAGACAAAGGUUAUUCUUGAAGCAUAUGGUGGGACGAGAUUAAAGCCGGAAGGUAAAAUUAAAUUAAACUGUGCUCAUAAAUCGGAAAAAAUAGAUUUGGAAUUCUUGGUUAUAAAUAGAGAUAACAAGUAUUGUCAUACAAAAGAAAAGUUUAUUCAAGAAAAUAUAGAUGUAUUUGAAGGAUUGGGAACUUUCAAUGAUUUAUGUAAAAUAAAUUUAAAAGCAAAUAGUGUACCCGUUGCUAAACCAUGUAGACGUGUUCCGUUAAUUAUAAAGAAAAAGUUAUAUGAAAAACUGCAAAACUUAGAAAGACAAAAAAUAAUUGCUAAAGUAACUGAAGCUAGUGAGUGGGUUAAUCCUCUUAUAAUAGUUGAAAAACUUAAUAAAUCAUUAAGAUUAUGUUUAGAUCCGCACGAGUUAAAUAAAUGUGUAGAACGGGAGUUUUUUGAAAUGCCGAGCUUAGAAGAUCUGAUAUUAGUAGUAAACUGUAAAUAA
Messenger RNA from Onthophagus taurus, 1455 nucleotides. NCBI's taxonomy places the organism in Eukaryota, Metazoa, Arthropoda, Insecta, Coleoptera, Scarabaeidae. The record is from RefSeq and is a predicted model, not a curated record.